Molecule: messenger RNA, 1174 nt
Organism: Phoenix dactylifera (date palm)
Lineage: Eukaryota; Viridiplantae; Streptophyta; Magnoliopsida; Arecales; Arecaceae
Source: RefSeq, a predicted model, not a curated record
CUCGACUAUUGACCAAAUAGAGAGGGCGUGCGAGCGUCUCUCGGUUCUUGUAGAAACCCUAAUCUUGUGUUCGAGGAGCUGCGAAAAAUCUCGAUCCCUGCCCUUUUUCUUCGAAACCGUGGGAGCCCUAUUCUUUGAGGAGGCGCGAGAGAUUUUCCAGUUUUUCUGUUUGAAACUCUAGCUCGUCGAGCGAGGAGUUCUCUUUCUCCUGCGGAUCCGAUGGCAGCUAAGCCACUAACAACUGAAGCAAUUGCGCUUACUGAGAAAAAAAUGGACAUGACUUUAGAUGAUAUCAUAAAAAUGUCAAAGAAAAACAUGUCUAAAGGGAAAAGACCUCCGAGACAGCCAAUCAAAAGCCGAGGCUUCCAGAAUGGCAAUGCUUCCCAGGGUAACGCUAAGGCUCAGCGAUUUAUGGAUUCUAGAUCAUCAAUUAGACAGGGUGUGCUUGCACAGAGAAGGUCAAAUUUUCGUGGGAAUCAGUUUCCUGUAACAACAGAGAUUGCUAGGAGGGCUGUCGCCAUGCCAAUUCGUAGAGGGGUUAACUGGAACAGGCCAAGAGUUGCAGUCGCAUCAGUACAAAGGAAGUCUGCUGCUGAUAGCUUUGCUGGAAAGGAUAAGGUGGUUUCCAAGCAGAGGCCACAGACCUUGGAUGCACUGUUUGCAAAUAUGAAGGAGCAGAGGAUGAAGGCGAUGUCCCAGCAUGCGAUCAAUGGUAAUGGCCAUCAGACUGCACCGAGGUUUCGUGCCCAGUGGCGGGGCAGAGGUGGAGCUGCACCUCGUGGUGCUGCCCGCCGGUUUGGAAACUAUGUCAAGUAAUAGCAUUGGUGUUCCCCCGUAUAUGUUCAUCCUUGAAUCAAUAUCCAUUAUGUGCUGCUAAGUGAUGCUUGUACCAUGUUCUCCUUUGAAAUGGCGCUGUUGGUCGCACAGAAGAUGAGUGGAAGGGACAGCACUGCUGCUGCACUGUCACUUCAUUCCCCCCUGGAUUUUGCAUCUUCUGCAACUUUAACUGGUUGAGUGUGCUAUGAUGUAGUCCGUUUCUCCCCUUUAUGACAAAUGCUCAACGAGAUUGCCUUUUGAUUCCUGACUUUUGAACUUUGACUGCAGUUUAUAUUAGUUGUUUCCAGGAUUCUCUUCUACCCCACUUAAUAUUAACGGAUCUGAAUGAUUGAUUUCA